UACAUACUGAACUCAGGGGAUAGAAACAAAGUAUCGAUUUGAUACCAAUAUGGGCAUCGGUUACUAUGGGCUACUAUCGAUACUGGAUUAUUUCACCACCUCCAGUGUCUGAGCCGCUUCUAUAAACGGACCGUGGGAGCGUCACGCUGAUAAACACGUGGCACACUCGAGGUUAAGUUGCGUUUAUGUAACGGAGCAGCAGGAGCGAACAGCACCUCCUCCUGCUUUCCCUGCCCGCGGCCUCCCGGAAAUAGAGAUUCGCGUCAUAGGCGACGGUCCCCGGGCUGUCUGAUGAAAUCUCUCAGCGGACGGACGGACGAAGGGACGAAGGAAGCUGCUCUAUAUCCGGAGACCGCAGCAGUAUUACCGCCGGGAGGAGUCCGGAGAGCACCGCAGAGUGAUUAUAAUGCGGAGAAGUGCUGCUUUGGUUCGAGUAUUUGAAUCCGUAUCCGCCUCCGGGGAACUAACCGUCAGGCUAAGUAGCUGCUAGCGCUGAGCUAACGUGCUAAGCUAACCGGAGCCCCGCCGCAGACAGAAUGGCCCGUUGCUGGUCUCCACACCCGGUACUCUUCGUGUCUCAGCACUCAGGUUUCUCCCCCUCCGUCCGCACAGAGUUCUCCACAAGAAAGAAGCACCACUGUCAGCAGAGCACCGCGGCCCGCGCCGGGCUCUCGGACCUCGGAUCCUCCCGCAGCUGUAGCCGGUGUGUGUGGCGGGCGGAGUAGGCGGGAUGAGUUGUUGGAUUAGCGGCUAACGUGCUAACAGCCUGUUCGUAUUGAAGUUGUUCGCACUUUAUACUGAGGACAUGUUCAGAAAUAUGAGCGAUGAAGGACGUUCAAUGGGCGGGAGGAGCCCUUCCUCCUCCUCCUCCAUGCCGGCGCUGGACAGCCAGGAAAGUUCGUGGAUCGGUCUGCUGUCCAGGCCCGCGAUUGCACUGGUGGAGAAAAUCCGGAACCGAACUCUGAAAAGCAGCUUGGUUACCGAGGAGAGCGAAUUUCUGAGCCCGCUGGAGGACGUGCAGUUCGGGCCUCCCCACCUGUCCUACCUGCAGUGUGAGCCCCGAGGCCCGGGGGCUCUGCCGUGGCUCUCCGCGGACUCACUGCGGGAAAUCGGGCUCCAGAACGGGGCAGAGGUGGACCUGAGUCUCUGCCAGCAGACCCAAUUCGGAUACCUGUCCUCGUUCCGGGCUGUUCUGGGCCACAUGCUACUCAGUUCUCAGGAAGUAAAACCCCCGGGGGGGCAGAGCUGGUCCAGCAGGCCACGGUGGGACAGCUUCUGGGGGGGCAAGGAGGGCUCAGAGAGGGGGCAGCUGUCCCGCGGGAUGCUGGGAGAAAACACUGGAGCCAGCGACCACAAAGAGCAGCUGGUGAACAAUGGAAGCCCCCCCACAGUCCAGAACGCUGUGGCAGACCGCCAGCUCAGCAUCAGAGAUCCACAGAACUGCUCAGGAUCGGCCGCAGCCUUACCCGUGACCCCCGAGCAGGACAAUGGGUACUCCAGCCUGGAGGAGGAGCACCUGUCCGGUGUGACGUCUGCCAGUGCAGAGCCUCCGCCACCACAGGAGACUGACGGGAUGGAGGAGGUGGUGCUUGCCGUCCCGCAGUGCCAGAACAAAACCAUCAACUUCAUCAUGGGUGGCCCCUGCAGUGAGGACGAGGACAGCCAAUCAGAGGAGUCAUCCUCUGAUGAUGAUGAUGAUGAUGAUGAUGAUGAUGAUGGCUUUGACAGCGAGGGGUCCUCUGAGAUGUCUGAUAGCACUGAUGAUGAUGAUGAUGAUGGUGAUGAGGAUGAUGACAGUGAGGCAGAACUGGAGGCGGAACGUUUGUGGCGCUCUCUGUGCCACAGUGAGGACCCCUACGACCCCCGAAACUUCACCGCCCGCCUGCACACGGGUGUCACUACAUCUCGUGCCAUCCCUGUCUCCACGUCACCAUCCUCUGCUCAGUCCUCCCCCUCCUCCUCUCCUCCCUCCAGCAUGGACACAUGGGAUGACUCGGCGUCUGCGAGCGAGGCGGACGAGGAGAGCCUCCGCCUGUGGGACUCCUUCAGCUCCUCCUCCGACCCCUUCAACCCACUCAACUUCCAGGCUCCCAUCAGAACCCGUGAGUCUGCCACGGCGAGGGCCGGGAAGACCUCCGCCUACCGCCGCUUCCGCCAAGAGUCUCCACCCAAGUACAGGAAGGAGGAGGCGGAGGACCGGAUGGACAGCGGCUUCUGUGACACCUCUGCCCGGAACUGCUGCUCCACGAAAAAGGUUCGUUUCUGUGACGAUGUAGAGGAAUUCUUCGCCAGCUGUGGGGAGGAGGAGGAGGACCGGCGGGGCCCAUGGGAGGAGCUUGCCCGAGAUCGCUGCCGCUUCCUGCGGCGCUGCCAGGAGGUGGAAGAGAGCAUCGCUUACUGCCUGCAGCCGCAGCACCGCCGCCGCGUAUACGAGCAGCUUGCCGCCCUGCCGCGAUGAGGCGUGCUCCUCAGGAUGUUUGUCUGGUGGCGGUCCCGAGGCCGAGCCCAGCUCCACUGUGAGGAAGAACAGCGCUGGGUUCUUCAUUGUUUCUGAGCCUCAUCAUCAGCUUCCUGCUUCCUACCACAAACCCAUGAACACCACAAAAGAAGAGAGGUCCAGACGCUGCAUGUCUGGAAACCCGAUCAGUGUUAAUGUGUCCGAGCAGUGAGGAUGAGGAGGAUGAUGAAGGCUCCCGCCUCUGAUUAACCAAUAAAACGUCCCCGUCUGCAGCAGCUGUGCGUCCAGCUGUUUCCAGUGUUUUCACUCUGAAACCAAAGAAGAAGAGUUUGUGUUUGCGUGUUUGUGUGUGAGAGAGUUCACCUGUCACAUGGGCAAACCUCCCCCAGACUCACUGAUAAUCAAUACUGAGUUUUCCUGAUCACUGUGUAUUAACCCUGCGUGUCCAGCUGGAGGCGCUCUUGGUCCCCCUUCUUGUAAUUCAGACUGGACAGAAACGGCUGACACGUCAGAGGUGAGGCCCCGCCCCCUCAGAGCGUUCAGCAGUCCAAAACAUUGACGCUGUGGCAGAUGUUCCAGAUGUUUCUGUGACUGACGAUGAGGAAGAGCGCUGCCUGAACUGUUUGGCGUUAUUUUAGUGAGAGAAGCGUUUUAUUUUUCUAGCGGCGUGUUUGCCGAGGACUCGUGCCCAUUGAUCGUCUCACAGACUAAAUAUCAAUCUAAAUAAAUCCCAUAUUUAAUGAUUGCA
This is a messenger RNA of Oreochromis aureus, 3206 nucleotides long. Its product is annotated as protein phosphatase 1 regulatory subunit 15B-like. Gene Ontology annotation, molecular function: protein phosphatase regulator activity. Gene Ontology annotation, biological process: response to endoplasmic reticulum stress. NCBI's taxonomy places the organism in Eukaryota, Metazoa, Chordata, Actinopteri, Cichliformes, Cichlidae. The record is from RefSeq and is a predicted model, not a curated record. The transcript has 2 exons. Bases 806 to 2458 code for a protein of 550 amino acids. Gene Ontology annotation, cellular component: endoplasmic reticulum; protein phosphatase type 1 complex.